This is a messenger RNA of Xiphias gladius (swordfish), 1273 nucleotides long. Its product is annotated as calcium-binding protein 5-like. The record is from RefSeq and is a predicted model, not a curated record. The coding region runs from base 1 to 987 and encodes 328 amino acids. Gene Ontology annotation, molecular function: calcium ion binding. Lineage: Eukaryota; Metazoa; Chordata; Actinopteri; Istiophoriformes; Xiphiidae. The transcript has 7 exons.
AUGUUCAUGAUCAUUCGAGAGCCGUUUGCCGGAGGAGGCGGUGCUGGAGGGAUGAGCGCACCACCGGAGAGGAGCGCAAAACAGGUGCAGGCCGCCAUCAAGAGGAAGGUGGAAAAGCAGAAGAAGCGAACCAGCAAGCAGGGAGCGGGUAGUGGAGAAGUUGAAACUGGUCCCCCUCAGCCCCCUUGCCAUCACAAAUCCGGUCAGAUCCCCCAAACGAUGACAGCGGCGGCUGCUGAGGACAGAACGGCGCUGGAGGGGAAGCUGGAGGAGAUGAUGGAGGGAACAAGGAGGAGAGAGAAGGAGAAAGAGAAGGUGGUGGAGCCCAUCGACCUGCUGCCCAUAGUGGGCUCCAUGUUUGGCCAGCCUGAUCUGCCUCUAAAGAGGGCAACGGAGGGGCCCCUCCGGGGUAACGACGUGGAGGAAAAGUCAUUCAAGGAUCCUUUCGGUGCACUAGUGAAGAACUGCAACAUGCUGCACAACAUCGUGGGCCCGGCCUGCAUCUUCCUUAGACAGGGCUUUUCUCAGACACUCCUGACUCACACAUGUGAAUGUGUGUUUUUACCAGAGCUCCGCGAGGCGUUUGUGGAGUUUGAUAAGAAUAAAGAUGGCUACAUCAGUCAUAAAGACCUGGGGGAGUGUAUGAGGACCAUGGGAUACAUGCCCACAGAGAUGGAACUCAUCGAGCUCAGCCAGCAGAUCUGUGGAGGUAAAGUGGACUUUGAAGACUUUGUGGAGCUGAUGGGACCCAAGAUGCUGGCAGAGACAGCAGACAUGAUUGGAGUCAAAGAACUACGAGAUGCAUUCAAAGAGUUUGACUCUAACGGUGACGGCCAGAUCAGUUUAACGGAGCUGCGGGAGGCCAUGAAGAAGCUGAUGGGAGAGCAAGUGACCAACAGAGAGAUCAACGAGAUCCUCCGAGAUGUUGACCUCAAUGGAGACGGUCUGGUGGACUUUGAGGAGUUUGUGCGGAUGAUGUCCCGCUGACCGGUUCAGCUGCCCACGUGUCAGAUGGACAGACAGACAGACAUUAUGCAACUGCUGGAUAGGACAACACUCAACACGUGUAGUGCACAUUCUUCAUCUGCUCUUAAGAGCAUGCAUCUAAAAUUCUAUUUUUAUAGUAAAUAAAGGAAAAUGAGAAAAAAAAAAUGCUUCGAAUAGACAAAUAGAAUCCAGCCUGCAACUAACAUGACUGUCCAGAUCUGAACUCAAGGUGCAACACAGUAAUAAAGCAUUAUAACAGCUUUGAAACAUAUCAAAAGCUUCACAG